Molecule: messenger RNA, 1534 nt
Organism: Loxodonta africana (African savanna elephant)
Lineage: Eukaryota; Metazoa; Chordata; Mammalia; Proboscidea; Elephantidae
Product: olfactory receptor 2G3-like
Exons: 1
Coding region: 310-1242 (310 amino acids)
Biological process (GO): detection of chemical stimulus involved in sensory perception of smell; G protein-coupled receptor signaling pathway
Cellular component (GO): plasma membrane
Molecular function (GO): G protein-coupled receptor activity; olfactory receptor activity
Source: RefSeq, a predicted model, not a curated record
UCUUCAGAUAGUUUGGCAUAUAUCUCAAAUCUGUUUUAGUAUACGUUUCUAAUGUUAAUUCUAUUUUUAUAUGUUUUCUUUCACUGCAUUUGAUGUUUUCAUGGCUUUAUGCAUUUGUCCCUCUGUAUAACAAAUCAAUCUAUCAUAUAUUUCGCAUUAUUUUAUCUUUUGUUUCUCUGUGUAUUUACUGUCUCCAAAUGCUCAAGUUUUAAUCAGUUCCUUAUUUUUCCAAUGAUUAUGAUACCUUGUUUUCUUCCCACAGGAAUGAAGUAGGGAUAACCAAAAAAGGUAAUUCACAAUGAAGAAGCCAUGAAAGGGACAAAUGUUAGCAACCCAGCAGGUUUCAUCUUACUGGGUUUUUCUGAUCAGCCCCAGUUGGAGAUGGUUCUCCUUCCAGUCAUCUCUGUCAUAUACAUUCUGACAUUGAUGGGGAAUGCAGCCAUCAUACUGGUCUCAUACUUGAACCCCAAACUCCACACACCCAUGUACUUCUUCCUCUCUAAUCUCUCCUUCCUGGACCUCUGUUUCACUACCAGUAUUGCCCCACAGUUGCUUUGGAAUCUCAAGGGCCCUGAGAAGACCAUUAGCUACACUGGUUGUGUGAUCCAGCUAUACAUUGCUUUGGGGCUGGGCUCCACGGAGUGUAUCCUUCUAACUGUUACGGCCUAUGACCGCUUCAAUGCUAUCUGUCGACCCCUUCACUAUGGUGUCAUCAUGCACCCCAAGCUUCUUCGGCAACUAGCAGCUGUGGCCUGGAUCAGUGGUUUUGUGGAGUCCACAGUUCAGACCAUCCUUGUUUUCCAGUUGCCUCUCUGCAGCCACCACACAAUGGAUGAUUUUAUGUGUGAGGAGCCUGCACUUAUUAAAAUUGCCUGUGUGGACACAACCUUCCUGGAAUAUGAGCUCUCUGUAGCUAGUGUCCUCUUUGUGGUUAUACCUCUGGGACUUAUUUUGGUCUCCUAUGGCUGCAUUGUGAGGAGUGUGCUGAGAAUAAAAUCAGUUGAAGGCAGAAGGAAAGCAUUUGGGACCUGUGGGUCUCACAUGGUUGUUGUGGUUUUGUUCUUUGGAACUGUAAUUUCUGUCUACGUACAACCCAAGAGCAAGUACACACAGAAGCACAGUAAAUUCCUCACUCUCUUCUAUACUGUAGUGACUCCCUCAUUUAAUCCUUUGAUCUAUACCUUGAGAAACAAAGAGGUUAAGUGGGCUGUGAAAAGGCUGCUAGCAAGUGACCUGAAAUAGGGAGAAACGUGAAAUAUACUUGUCUCAGGAAAAGACAAUUUUCAUUGCAGUCAGCGAGACAGAGGCAUAAGAGGCUGACCAUACUAUCUAAUUUAAACCUGGAUUCUAGGCUAACAGCUAUAUUUUUUGAGAAAAACCUAUUUUUCCUCAGGGGUCAAAACCAGGAUGUGAAAACAUAUGCCUCACAGUAUCUUAACCAAGUGACCAUCUAAACCCUUCAAAAUACCGGUAUUCUGGAAGAGUGCUGUCUGAGUUUUGGUGUCAGCAAGGUAUUUUUUUCUUUUUACAAGAC